Eubalaena glacialis (North Atlantic right whale) is the source of this 1243-nucleotide messenger RNA. RefSeq names its product dysbindin domain containing 2 (gene DBNDD2). The coding region runs from base 299 to 781 and encodes 160 amino acids. The record is from RefSeq and is a predicted model, not a curated record. The transcript is spliced from 4 exons. Lineage: Eukaryota; Metazoa; Chordata; Mammalia; Artiodactyla; Balaenidae. Gene Ontology annotation, cellular component: cytoplasm. Gene Ontology annotation, biological process: negative regulation of protein kinase activity.
GGAGGGAUGCGUGCCGGGAACUUUUUGCCCGCCCUGGAACUACGAACGAUCGCGCCCGCAGGGGCUCCUUGCGGCCGCCGGGCGACCGGCAGAAGCGUGUGUGCCCGCCGCCGCCCCUCCCCCACUUCCGCCUCCCGCCUCUUCCUCGUUCCCGGCUCCCAGGGCCCGUCGGUCCCGGGGGAGACCCGGAGGCGCAGCCCCACCCCGGCCGGCGCGGCCCGCUACCACGCCCCCACCGCCGUCGCGCCGGAGCGGACAGCCUGAGUCAGCGGGGGCUCUGGGCGCGGCAGGAGCUGACAUGGACCCAAAUCCGCGGGCAGCCCUGGAGCGCCAGCAGCUCCGCCUUCGGGAGCGGCAGAAAUUCUUUGAGGACAUUUUACAGCCUGAGACAGAGUUUGUCUUCCCCCUGUCCCACCUGCAUCUCGAGUCACACAGACCCCCCAUAGGUAGUAUCUCAUCCAUGGAGGUGAAUGUGGACACACUUGAGCAAGUGGAAUUUAUCGACCUUGGGGAUCAGGACGGAGCUGACGUGUUCUUGCCUUGCGAAGAUCCUCCACCGACCCCCCAGACGUCUGGGGUGGAUGACCGUCCCGAGGAGCCGAGCCUGCCAAUGCCCACGGCAGACAGGACCACAUCCCGCACUUCCUCCUCGUCCUCUGACUCCUCCACCAAUCCGCACAGCCCGGAUGUCAGUGACGGCGGAGCAGACACGCCCUUGGCACAGUCUGACGAGGAGGAGGAUGGGGGAGAUGGCGGGGCAGAGCCUGGAGCCUGCAGCUAGCAGUGGGCCCCCACCUACAGACUGAUUGAGCUGCCUAUUCUCCACUUGAGACCCCAGGCCCAGCCAGAGCGCUUCGGAGAAGACCAGACUCUUUACCUGCAGUAGGCACCAGAGGGAGGAAAGGAUGGUGGGUGGUGUACCUUUCUGGGGAUUAACCCGCUCCUGCUUUACUGCUAACCUUUCCCUGCUGCAACCUCCCUGGCAGGUUUUGGCUUACUCCUGAGGUAGGGCCUGCAAGUGAGGAGGUGGAAGAUGAGAUAGGACAAGAUGCCACUGCUUUUCUUUGCACUCUUCCCUCCUCCAAACUAUCCUGCAGUCUCCUGAUAGAGUCUCCUAAACCAGUGUCUCUAAAUGGACGUGAACUCCUUAACACUCCCAGUGAGAUGGUACUCCAGCCAUCCUGCUUCCUUACAUCCUUUUUGGAACAGGGCACGGUAUGAAUAAUAAACAGAUAAUAAUAUG